This is a messenger RNA of Xylaria bambusicola, 1507 nucleotides long. RefSeq lists its product as uncharacterized. Gene Ontology annotation, molecular function: oxidoreductase activity. The transcript has 2 exons. The coding region runs from base 301 to 1278 and encodes 325 amino acids. The record is from RefSeq and is a predicted model, not a curated record. Lineage: Eukaryota; Fungi; Ascomycota; Sordariomycetes; Xylariales; Xylariaceae.
CAUGGAGGGAGAGAGGGUUUGCUUGUAGACUUUCACAAGCAGGCAGACAAAGCGAUCUGUCGAAGAUCAAGCAUUGUGAGCUUGGAAUCAGCCUUACAGCAAGUUUCAAAUAACUUCUCUCGGGUUCCGGGGCAAGACGAGAUCUUGGGAGAUAUCCGAUGAUGAAGUCCGAAGUGAGUCGCACGUAAUUUGGUAGUCGAGGAAACAUCUAUAUGAAUCGUAGGUAUUCUUGUGGGAUGCUUCAAAGCAGACGUACAGGAACACCCACCAAUCUGACGCGACUAUCUUGUCUUAUAAAACAUGGAGUCCAAGAAGGAUAUUCAGCUUGUAGACGCAUUAAUCAUCGGAGGUGGCGUAUCAGGAGUUGCCGCAGCACUCACCCUGGCGCGACAGCAACAUACGGCAGUAGUGCUGGAUUCAGAGGACUACCGCAAUGCACCAAGUCCCUACAUGCAUAACGUGCUCACCUGGGAUCAUCAUGACCCGAAAGAAUUCCGCUCAGCAGCGAAAGCGAACAUCCUAACGAACUACACGACAAUUCAAUUUGAAAAGGCUGAAGUGACUACUAUCCAGGAAGUCGACGAAGCCAAUCCACGCUACUUCAUUGCUACUGAUAAGCAAGGGAAGACUUGGACGGGCAGGAAAUUAAUCCUUGCCGUUGGUGUGCGUGACGAAUUCCCUGAUAUUCCCGGCUAUAUCGAUUGCUGGGCCAAAGGAAUUUACCACUGCUUCUUCUGCAAGGGUUACGAGGCCAAGGGUGCUGCAUCGGCCGGGCUCCUUGCUCUCCCCGACUUGGCGAGUGUUCCCGCAGCACUCCACGCGGCCCGCACAGCCCUACGGUUCGCGGGAAAGGUGAACAUCUAUACCCACGGCAAUAACACGCUAUACAAAGCCUUGGUUGAAGCACAGGGGAAAAACCAGUUGUUCCAGGUAGACAACCGCAAGAUACUUCAUUUCGAAAAGGGACCGGGUUUCGCCGAUGUGAUUGUCCACUUCGAAGGUGGCGAAAGCGUUACCGAAGGCUUCGUUGGCCAUAAGCCCCCGACAGUGCCAAAGGGCGACUUCCACGUGCAGCUCGGGUUGGAAAUGAAUGCCAUGUCAGAUCCUGUCACGAAACCCAUGUUCCUCGAGACGACAAGGAAGGGUGUCUUCGCCUGUGGAGACUCUGCCUCCCCCAUCAAGAUCAUCCCGCAGGCAGCUUUUGCAGGGUCGGCAGCGGCAGCAGCGGUCUGCGCGCAGAUACAGGCGGAGGAUGCCGGGCAGGCGUGCGUGUUCUAGACCCUAUAGUACGAAUAGGUAGAAGCAAGUCAAUAAUAUUAGGAUUCAACCAAUCGCAUUCAUCGCCAGCGAGGCUGUACUAUAAUACGGCGUAUUUUUUUCGGCAUUCGAGCUUCGGCAUCCGAGCUUCGGCAUCCGACCAAAUGUGUAGCAUCUGUUACAGAACAUUCCAGCCAGCAAAAUGCAUGAGAGUCAACAAAGUCAGCCCCCGUGAUAUGCGAUACUACGA